Molecule: messenger RNA, 1034 nt
Organism: Chara braunii
Lineage: Eukaryota; Viridiplantae; Streptophyta; Charophyceae; Charales; Characeae
Source: the annotation of a GenBank genome assembly
GCCUGCGGAGUUGAUGGGCUAGAUGUAGCGAGGGAAUAAGGGCCUCCGGAGUUGAUAGGCUAGAGGAUGUCAAAGUCAUGGGUUCAUUUGAUGGAUGGACCCAUGGAGAACAGAUGUCGCCAGAAUCUACAGGCACCUUUACGCAGUUCACGACUUUCUUGAGAGUCAGGCCGGGAAAGUAUGAGAUCAAGUUCCUUGUUGACGGCGAAUGGAUGCUUUCGCCGAACUUGCCUGUUGUAGGGGAGGGCCUUGUCAUGAACAACCUUCUCAUGGUGAUUAGACUUCUGUGGGACCUCAAGGUAUGGAGUUCUGUGGGACUUCCGUGGGACCUCAAGGUAUGGACUUCUGUGGGACUUCUGUGGGACCUCAAGGCAUGGAGUUCUGUGGAACUUCAGUGGGACUUCUGUGGGACUUCUGUGGGACCUCAAGCCAUGGAGUUCUGUGGGACUUAUGUGGGACCUCAAGAUAUAGAACUUAGUCUGGAUUCUGAACUCUGGAUUAGAAAUGGGCGAUCGCCGAUUGGAGUAAUUGUCCGGCAAGGUAAAGGAGCAGGGCAGCUUGGUCUAAAGGAGUCGGGUCGGGGCGAUAAGGAGUGGUGUGCAUAAAAAGUACAAAGAAACUCGCCGUGGGACCAUGUAUGGGACCAGUGACGCAGGUGCGGGCAUUAAAGCGCCGAGGACUGGAACUCGGGACACCCAAGUACAGAGCCUAACGACCCAUGGCGCAAGCUGCAGAAUCGAUGAAGCAGUUCCAAUGCCUGAACCUAGGUACAAAACAAGGCAACCCUUGGCACCAGAGGAGCCCAAACAAAGCAACCCUGGUCGCGUGGUCCAAUGGAUAGUGCAAGGUGGGACAACACACAGUGGAGAAACAAGUCUUAGAUCAGGUGUUGCAAAGAAGCAUGCAAUCGGAGAUUCUGAAGUGCACUGAAAUCCUCAAGCUGGUAUUCGCUCGGACACGUAAUGAAUGAGGGGCUUUUUGCCUUCAUGACGACAACGUCGGCAAGUUGUGUGCGCAUUUGAGCCAUUACAAGC